This is a messenger RNA of Spodoptera litura, 2806 nucleotides long. RefSeq lists its product as uncharacterized. The record is from RefSeq and is a predicted model, not a curated record. NCBI's taxonomy places the organism in Eukaryota, Metazoa, Arthropoda, Insecta, Lepidoptera, Noctuidae.
UUUUAGUAAAUAGGUUUUAUUGUUGCAUUUUUUUUGUUUUAUUUUUCUGUUCUUUUUUUUAAAUUCAAAAUGGAGGUUAUUGAGGAUGGGAAUAUUAUGGAUCGAAUCCCUAUUCUGUUGCAAAGGGAUCUGGAGUAUUAUCAGAAAAACCAAACAGUAUUAUCAGAAACUAUUUGCAAAGGAGUUGUUGGUGGUAGACUGGACUUCCCAAGGAAUGCUUCCUUUGCAUCCGUUAAAAUUGUUCUCUGGUUGGAGGAGGAGUUUUCUAUUGCAUUCAAGCAAGGAUCGGGCAUGUUCGUGAUAACAAAAGAGGAUGAGAAAGGUGAUAUUGGAGUGGCUAAAACUUCAGACCCUGAUAAAUUCGUGCAGCUGGCUAUCAAGUCUGGAGAUUCACUGUUAGAACAUCUCCACAUGUUGGCACAAGAAGCCCUUGACCACGCUGAUCUCCCAGUACUGACUGCUACGCUCGGAGCCGCAGCGUUGUUGAAGAACAGCUUGUAUUGCUACGUGCAGCAUAUUGAGGAUAGUGGGAACCCUGAACGAUAUUCUCAGAUUCAGGGUUGUUACAAACGCUACACUACAAUGUCGGAGGCUGUAGGCGAACGAGUACUAGAUCUGCACAACAGAGUUCUGUCUUUGUACAUAUUGCAAGAUUCUGGCGGACGACCGAUAGAUGGCAACACUAGGACUGUGCAUGAAAGUGGUACGCCUUCUGUACAGGGAUGGUGGCUUUAUAUGAAUGGAAGUAGACGCGACCUAUGGGACACUGUACCACCUCGGAUGGCGCAAAGAAUAUUCGCUGGAAUGCUAAACGAAACACUGACUAUUCUCACUGUGAGAUAUUGUCAGACGAAUACAACAGAUACAACAACUCGUCUUCUUCUCAACGACAUCUUGAACAUACUUCUCUGUGUGGCACAGCUAUUACCAUCAAUAUGUGCCAAUGGGUCUGACUUGGCUGGUUUGGACGUGAAGCAUCAGACAAGAGACGUGAGAGAUGUCCAUGCGAAAUGCAAUGAGCUGUUCAAGUGUUUCGUUUACAGAGGAGCUGAUUUGCAUUUUAUACAUCAGGAGUUCAAAGAGAAAGAUCCACCUACAAUACCGAGGGAAUGUCCGUUCCCCUGGUUUACCUUCGUGUCUCCAAUGUUGUUUGAUAAGUUGGACGACCCGUCAGUGAGGAGUACGCAUGAUCUCUCCAACAAGACCGCUUUUGGGUUGGAACUGAUCGUGUUGUUGGCACAGCCACAGCCGAAUUGGGCGUUGAUUGUUAAGGUACUAAUGAUGCGCGACUGCCACCUGUCCCGUAUGCUCCUGAUCCGCGCCGUCCGCCACAUGAGUACUGACAACUUGAAGUGGCCGGCGGACGGGCUCUGGUACAGCGUACACGAUAGACAGAAGAAGUGUAGCGGGUUCCUUUGUACUGCUGACGGAUUCUGCAGAUUUAAGGGCGAUGUUAAUCCAGGAGAAGAGUUUGCUAGAGUGGCAGGUGCACUUACCUACGUCUUGGCUACAAUCGGCAGUAAGGCGGAGCUGAAGUCUACACUAUGUUACGCGCUCGAGAUAUCUGGGAGGGAAUGGGCUGCUUGCUUGGAUAAACGACAGGUAUGGUGUGACAGGCGACCACCGUGGUUGGCUGGUAUUCUAGCCCUAGUCGGGUCUAUAUUGCAGUUUAUUCCACCAAUUUUAGUCAAUGCAGUGCAGAGUGGAGCUUCUAUGUAUCAGACCAUGGCGCUCUGUUUAUCUUGCAUAUCGAGGUCCUUGGACUGCGUUCCUCGUUGCUUCGUGAACGCAUGCUCAAUCAUAGAAGGCACUCUUCCCUCCCAUAUUAAUCCAGUAGGAGGUUCAGUUCUACUACAAAUGCUUGUAACUGUAACGUAUGAGGAAAUACAGAAAUGGGCUGAAGAGGAAGUUGAGAAGGAAAAAGCAGGUAAACGCCAUCUAUUGACUUUGAGAUUCUUUUUUCGUCCAGCAACAUCAACAUCCCUAAGUUUCGACGGUAGUCACAGCAGUGCCUCAUCUAUAGCCCUGGCAGUAGCCGAGGCGCUCUGCUCUAUAGAUGAGGACGACAAACAUACUCGAGACAUACAACUACUAAUAGAACGGGCAAAGAGAAAAGUUGUAUUGUCUGAGCAAUUUGGGCUUGAAGACUUUCCUGAGUUCGCUGAGUUGUUUGAAGAGGGCGAUGUACCCGGGUCUAAUGCUGAGCGGGCAAGUGAUGCCGCCGCCCUUACUAGCCAGAUACUAAUGACACCUCCUGGAAGAGAUAGUCUGAGAGUCAUCUACGAACAUCUAGCGCUGCAUUCAGAGUGGAUUUACAAGGAGCUAGGCAUCCGAGAUUCGUGUGAUAUCGACAUACCUUCUAACAAGACUCCGCUUCUUUAUACCAUGUUUCAUAUUGGGAAACAACCUUUUGACCAAUUCCUUCGAGGAGAAUGGCCGUUACCCUGGAGUACACUGGUCGCCGUCGCCAAAGCGUGGUCAGGUCUUGAAGGAGUGAGAGUUCAUAUAAACAGACGUACUGACGUCCGCAACAUGAAGUCCCAAGGCAAAUCUAAUAAACAGUUGAUGCAACUUUGUUCCAUGUUUAAAUCAAAUAGUGAGGGACUUUUGUAGUGUGCUAACUCUUCGAACAUGUUCGACAAUCUUCGGGCUACUUCGGGUGCACACUAAUAAAUGUUUGUAGUAAGGUUUUUUGUAGAUUUUAUUUGUGCCUUAUCGUGAAAUAUUUGUUGUAUAUUGCUAUGAUUGUAUACUUGUUAAAAUGUUAAUAAAUCGAAUACCUACAGUAAAAUAAAGUUGUUGCCGU